Messenger RNA from Schistocerca cancellata (South American locust), 2020 nucleotides. RefSeq names its product methyl farnesoate epoxidase-like. Gene Ontology annotation, molecular function: oxidoreductase activity, acting on paired donors, with incorporation or reduction of molecular oxygen, reduced flavin or flavoprotein as one donor, and incorporation of one atom of oxygen; heme binding; iron ion binding. The record is from RefSeq and is a predicted model, not a curated record. Gene Ontology annotation, cellular component: intracellular membrane-bounded organelle; cytoplasm. The coding region runs from base 18 to 1607 and encodes 529 amino acids. NCBI's taxonomy places the organism in Eukaryota, Metazoa, Arthropoda, Insecta, Orthoptera, Acrididae. The transcript is spliced from 10 exons. Gene Ontology annotation, biological process: xenobiotic metabolic process.
CGGACCAGCGGCCAGCGAUGGGAAGAGACGACAUGCUUUCUCUGGUGCUGCCCCUGCUGCUCGCCGCAGUCGCCCUGGCCGUGUGGCUGUGGGGGCAGCUGAGGCGCCCUCCGGGAUUCCCGCCAGGUCCGACUUGGCUUCCCUUGGUGGGCAACUACCAGGACAUGUGCCGGCUGAGCAAGAAGCUGGGAUCGCAGCACGAAGCGUUCACGUACUUAGCCCAGAAGUACGGAUCACCCGUGAUUGGCUUACAUCUGGGCGGCGAGCUGACCGUCAUCGUCUCCACCAGGAGCCUCAUACGCGAGGUGCUCACGCGACCCGAAUUUGAAGGACGGCCUCAGAACUUCUUCGCGCGCCUCCGCAGCCUGGGGCUGGGGAAAGGAGUAACGAUGGUGGCGGGCAAGUUGUGGCAGGAGCAGCGCGCCUUCGUGAUGCGCCACCUGCGCUCUCUGGGCUUCAGCGGGGCUGCUAUGCAGGCGUUGGUGGGAGAGGAGGUGCGCGCCCUGCUGGAAGAACUGAGUGACAGCCGUGAGAGACCGACGCAGCUCAAGCAGCUGCUGGUGCCCUCCGUGCUCAACGUCAUUUUCCACUUCUGCGCUGGCUACCGCUUCCCGCGCGGCGACCAGCUGGUGCAGACGCUGAUGGACCUGCAGGACGUGCGUUCGCGCGCCUUCGAUAUGACUGGUGGCAAACUCAGCGCCAUGCCGUGGCUGCGCUUCAUCCAGCCCGAGGCAACGGGCUACAACGCGAUCACCAAGUUCAACAAGAUAACAAGCGCCUUUUGUAUGAAACUUAUUGAAGACCACAAGGCCACAUAUGUUCCAGGGAAGAAGAGGGAUCUCAUAGAUGCAUAUUUGUGUGAAAUUGCAAAAGCUGAAGAAGCCCAAAAUAAUAACAGAACAUUUAUGGAGGAUCAGCUUCUCAGUGUGUUAUACGACAUGACUGUUGCUGGCUUGGAAGAAACAAGCAGCGCUCUUCAAUUUGCAUUUCUUAUGAUGUUACGGCAUCCAGAUGUCCAGGGACGAGUGCACAAUGAGAUAAAAGAAGCAGUUGGUACUGACAGAUUUCCAACACUCGAGGACAAAGACAGGUUGGUCUACACUAUGGCUGCCCUAAUGGAGUCAAUGAGAAUGUGUUAUGUGUUACCAAUACGUGGAUUUCGGCGCUUACUCGAAGACACCACGCUACACGGCUAUAGACUCCCAGUGUAUUCGAUGAGUGCCAUCUGGACGUUGCUAUCACCACUGAGGAAUGACUGGUCAAGUGACGUUAUGCGACGCAGUAUUCUUAAUACAACUGUGCUGGUAAACAACUGGUCGCUGCAGAUGGAUAAAGAACACUGGGGUGAUCCUGAAGUUUAUCGACCAGAGCGUUUCAUUAGUGAAACUGGACUACUUAGAGAGGAUGACAUAUUCUUGCCUUUUGGUCUUGGUCGACGUCGGUGUUUGGGGGAGCAGUUUUCAAAAAGCUUUUUAUUCCAAAUUUUUGCUGGAGUCUUGCAAAAAUUUCAACUUGUUCCUGCUGAUGGUACUGACCUGAAGCCUACUGCUUUUGAGGGCUUUAAUCUUGCACCAAAAACUUAUGACAUCAUUUUCAAAUCUCGAUAACUCUGCAAAAACAAUACAAAUGUACUUGUUUUCAUUAUUGUUGUAACAACCGAAUCAUAAUAGAUGAAUAUAUUUUAAUAAGUUUUAUUACAGAGUUAAUAACUUGUAAAUAAAUUUAUUAAAUUCUCAUCUCCAUACUACCAAAGCAUUACUUCCAAAAAUUUUAUUUAAAUUUGUGAGAGGAAAGAAAAUGGUGAAAAGUAGAGGUGAAGUUUAUAAAAAUUUGUUAUGUGAACAAGGAGAGGAGUGUUUUCAUAUUGACAGUUGUUGAUACACAGACCAUUAACAAACAAUUAAAUUCUAAUUUAAUUUCAAUACUAUACUUCGCAGUUUGUUUAUGUCUAUCUCAUUAACAACUGAAUGAUAUAAUAAUCUGUUAGGGAAACAAUCAUGUAGUGAUGGCCUGAUUUAUU